AUGGCUCACGUGCAGGUUGAUCGCAGCCCAAGGCUUCCGAACAUUCAGCCUUUUUAUCAGCCUGCUCUUCGAGGCCUUUGUCAGGAUCCCAGUGGACAGGAGGCGGUGGAGACCUUAAAAGCCUGUUUUGGAACUAAAAGUCCAAGUACUAUUUUGAAGCGAGCCUCAACUCUUCGCAAGUUCCUGACCUGGCAUUUCAAUGAAUUUGAGAGCAGGGAUGUCCAUGUCCAUCCAUUACCAUUGGUUGAGUCUGAUGUUUGGCAGUUCUUCAGAUUCCUUCGAGUGGAGCGGGAGGCAAAGCAGAGAGGUUUCACGACAGCUGCAUCUUUUCUGGAAACUGUCAGGUUUUGCAAGUUCACCAUAGGCCUUCAUGGAUGCGACGAGGUAUUGCAUUCUGGUCGUCUCCUUGGUUUUGCAGCCAUUGAGAAGAGGGAGAAGGGACCGACAGUUCAGGCUCCUAUUUUAGAGAUGUGCCAUUUGAUGCGACUGCAUGAGAUUUUGUCACUGGGGACUAACCCCAUUGAUCGUUUGGGUGCUGGUACUAUGUUGCUCUGCGUGUAUGGUCGGGCAAGGUGGUCCGAUCUUCGCUUUGUUCACCAUGUUGAAGUUGAAGGUAAAAGGAAUGGAGCAUUGGUGCUUUACACACGUGAACACAAGACAUCGGCGGUUGGCUUGAGGCGUGAGCAGUACCUUCCAUUAGUUGUUCCUUGGGAGGGCGUCGUGAGCGAAGAUUGGAUCUCUACCCUUCUGCAGGUGUAUUCUUUGGUUGGAUUGAAUAUUCAACAAGUGCCUUUAGGACCUUUUCUUCCCGCUCCAAAAGCAGGUGGUGGCUUUUGUGCUCGGCCUUUGAGACCCAGGAGGCUGCAAAAUGGCUUAGAUUGCUAUUGGCCGUGA
Durusdinium trenchii is the source of this 894-nucleotide messenger RNA. NCBI's taxonomy places the organism in Eukaryota, Dinophyceae, Suessiales, Symbiodiniaceae. The record is from the annotation of a GenBank genome assembly.